AUGCUUGCACACGGAGCAGGAGUUUGGUGCCUCCACCCAACGGUUAGAUUAGCAAGAAAGCUCUCUUCCAUCCAAAGAGGCUUUCUGCUAGCAAUUACUGGAGCAUACAAGACCACGUCUACCGCAGCACUUCAGGUUAUCCUUGGCUUGCCACCACUUCAUCUGCAGCUUCAGAUGAUGGCAAGAAUGACUGAACUGUAUAUACUUCGUGGAAUCGCACAUGAUAUGCCACACAUCAGCCCAUACGAGUAUGAACACAGAGCUACGGGAUGGACGUCACAUCCUUCUAAACAUCUCCAAACUCAUCAAAUUUCGUUGGAGGACGGUGGAUCUCAGAAUUUAGUACUCGGGUUCUAUACCGAUGGAUCAAAGACCUCAGCAGGAGUCGGGGCUGCAUUUUGUGUUGUGCAGGAUGCAGUAAAGGUGCAGGUAAUGACAUCUGCAGAUUUCAUCUCCUCGGAUAAAAACGGAUCGACGAUAGAUGCUGCCGUUAUCGAGCGCCACAGAUUGACCUUUGCAGAAUGA
Messenger RNA from Argiope bruennichi, 525 nucleotides. RefSeq lists its product as uncharacterized. The record is from RefSeq and is a predicted model, not a curated record. NCBI's taxonomy places the organism in Eukaryota, Metazoa, Arthropoda, Arachnida, Araneae, Araneidae. Bases 1 to 525 code for a protein of 174 amino acids. The transcript is spliced from 2 exons.